AUGGAGCACCAGAACCACGCUGGUAGCGGCGCAGAUGCUGAUGCUGGGGCGCUGCAAAACAUGGAACCAAACGGAGGCAUGCCCGUGUUUGACCAUCAGAUGCUGGGCCAGGCAAAUCCUGAGGCCGUGGCAGCUUUGAUGGCCGGCCAGCCAUUCAUCCCAGAUCCGAGCUUGGGCAGCGUCCCCAUGGCAGAUGAGGCAUUUAUGUUACCCAUGAUGAUGCCGAAUGGCCUGCCGAUACAACUGCCAACAAAUACAGUGUCUGCUGGUACGACAUCUUCUCCCUUCCCGUCCUUCCGUCUUAAUGCUUCUAUUGAAAACAACUGCCAAUCUACCAAGCACAAUAAACAUCAGCUAACAAAGGGAACAGAUGACAUCGCCCUGUAUGACAGACAGAUCCGACUCUGGGGUAUCGCUGCCCAGGAAAAGAUUCAAAACGCCCACAUCCUCCUCAUAACCAUGCGUGGCCUCGCCCACGAAAUCGCCAAGAACCUCGUCCUCGCAGGCGUCGGCUCCAUCACCCUGCUCGACGGCUCAUCCGUUACGGAGGCCGACCUAGGCUGCCAAUUCUUCCUCUCCGAAGGCGGCGAGAGCCUCGUCGGCCAGAACCGCGCCGAGGCAGCCAGUCACGCACUCCGCAAGCUCAACCCCCGAGUCCAGGUACACGUAGACCCCGAAAGCGUCACGGCAAAGGGCCCCAGCUACUUUGCUGCCUACGACGUUGUCAUCGCAACCGACCUGGACCCGGGCACAUUCAACAUCAUCAACACGGCCACGCGAAUCAACGGGCGGCCGUUCUACGCCGCCGGCACGCAUGGCAUGUACGGCUUCAUCUUCAGCGACCUCAUCGAGCACGACUACAUCAUCUCCCGCGAGGCCGGCAACGUCUCCACGACGCCCAAGCAGGAAUCGCGCACCCGCUCCAUCACCGACGUCAAGACCAAGCGGGACGGCGGAAAAACCAUCGAAUCCGUCAGCAAGCGCGAGCUCUACUCGACGUGGUUCCUCGCCAGCGACGUGGCCGUCCUCCCGCGCGAGUACACCUCCUCCAAGCGGCGCUUGAAAUCCGUCACGCCGGCGCUGUCCUGCCUCCGCGCCCUCUGGGAAUUCAAGCAGCUCCAGGGCAACCGCCUCCCGAGCAACAGGGAGGACCUGAAGCUCUUCACCCAGAUCGCCACCCAGAAGCACAAGGCGCUCAGCCUGCCCAGCGAGACGCUGCGGCCCGAGUUCCUGCGCAGCUUCCUCCAGAACCUGGGCAGCGAGAUCGCGCCCGUCACGGCCAUCCUCGGCGGCCAGCUGGCCCAGGACGUCAUCAACGUGCUCGGCCAGUCGCAGCAGCCCAUCCAGAACAUGGUCAUCCUCGACGGCAACACCAUGGAGGCCCCCAUGUACCCCCUCCACCCGGAGCUCGAGCUCGGCGCAAGCCUGCUAUCCGUGCCCAACGCCGAUGCCGCGUCCGCCGCCGCAAACCCCAUGGUGCCCGGGGACAUGCACAUGUUUGGCACGGGGGACGUUGCGUUUCCCGCUGCCGCCGUACCGAUGCCCAAUGCCGACGUGGCCGGGCCUGUGAUGGAUGGCAUGGGCGCCGUGAAUGCAGAAACGCAGCCUGUUGAUGCUGCGCAGGCAGCCCACACGCAGACCCUACAGACCCAAGGCGCGCCGGACAUGGAAAAGCAGACGACAAACGAAGCUCCCAAAGAAAACACCUCUGCAUAG
Molecule: messenger RNA, 1716 nt
Organism: Metarhizium robertsii ARSEF 23
Lineage: Eukaryota; Fungi; Ascomycota; Sordariomycetes; Hypocreales; Clavicipitaceae
Product: Molybdenum cofactor biosynthesis, MoeB
Exons: 1
Coding region: 1-1716 (571 amino acids)
Biological process (GO): protein sumoylation
Cellular component (GO): SUMO activating enzyme complex; cytoplasm
Molecular function (GO): SUMO activating enzyme activity
Source: RefSeq, a predicted model, not a curated record